This is a messenger RNA of Etheostoma spectabile (orangethroat darter), 2734 nucleotides long. RefSeq names its product cholecystokinin a (gene ccka). Gene Ontology annotation, cellular component: axon; extracellular region. NCBI's taxonomy places the organism in Eukaryota, Metazoa, Chordata, Actinopteri, Perciformes, Percidae. The record is from RefSeq and is a predicted model, not a curated record. The coding region runs from base 16 to 573 and encodes 185 amino acids. Gene Ontology annotation, biological process: digestion. The transcript has 4 exons. Gene Ontology annotation, molecular function: neuropeptide hormone activity.
CAGCAGGGCCCUCCCAUGUGUCCAGGCCCCGCCCCCUUCCUGUGUGUCAGUAUAAAACCCUGGUCCCCUCUGUGCUCACUCACUCAGCCCGAACACUGGAGGAGCCAAGCUCAGCGUCCUCAGUCAGCAUCUCCUCACGCAGCAUCUCCUCACGCAGCAUCCUCUAGUGCAGUCAUGAAUGUAGGCAUCUGUGUGUGUGUUCUCUUGGCUGCUUUGUCCAGUGGUUCCCUGAGUUUGCCCUCACAGUCAAUGAGAGCUGAGGGUGAGGCUCCAGUGUCAGACAGUCUGCUGCCUCCCCCCUCCCCCCACCACACACGGCAGGCCCGCUCGGCUCCAGCGCCCCCCUCAGGGCACCUAGGGUACCAACCCCAGGAGGACGGGGACGCUCGGGACAGCCUGAGCCAGCUGCUGGCCAGACUCAUCUCCAGUAAAAGCUCUCCGUACCACACCAGGUCCUCCGUCAGCAGCAGAGCCAGCGGUCUAGCCCCCGGCCACAGAAUAAAGGACAGAGAUUACCUCGGCUGGAUGGACUUUGGUCGACGCAGCGCAGAGGAGUAUGAAUACACCUCCUAAAGGCAUGUCUUGCUUUUGCCAAAAUCUAAAUUACAACCCCCCAUCACCGCCUAUAAAAGCCCCUAAAAAUAAUGAGCCCUUUUCACACUGCACUUACUGUAACCAAGAGCGGACUUGACUGGAUUCUAGAAUGAGUUUAGCAUCAUAAUAUAAGUAAAGAGGGGGAAAAUAUUUCAAAGGGCAAACCCUGCAAUCUGUGGACGAAUCUGUGAAUCUCCAUGCACAAGUUAAGAGCACUUUCCAAACCGCUCCUCGAACACUAUGUCAGAAUUGUAUAUAUAUACAGUAAAUACGCAAAAAUGUUCAAGGAAAAUAUUCUAUAUGUUGGAGGAAAUUCUGUGGAAAAAAUGAAAACCAACCACUUGAACAGGAGAAAAGUGCAGCACUGAGACUUUUUGACAGGUUUUAAUAGUUUUUGGCCAACAAUGGAGGUCUAUUGCACAGAGGAGACGUUUCAUUUCACUUCACUCUUGGUAUUGGUGUUAAUAGGAUUUGUUGACAAUAAGGAAAAUAUAGAAUAGCUUAUACAACAGCUCAGCGGACUGGCUCUGAGGUCUUUGGGUCUCUGGGGUUUGACUUUAAAUAUCAGUAUCAGAAAGUGACAGAAGUGACCCUACGUAGAAUUUGCCUUGGCAUACAUACACAAACAAACAUAUUAAACAUCACGAAGAAUAAACAAUAAAUACAGAAACAGAGACAAAAAUAAAGAAAACAGCUGUAGUAAAAGACGGAACUUGUUCCUUUAAAAAUGAAUUUAAGCACUAUUCUAAGUGUCUUAAAACUCAAAUGUAUGUCACCCAAAGUAUUGUUAUCGUGUCUCAUUUGAUUGACAAUUCAGAAUGUAUCAAAGGCCUUAUAUUGGACUUCAAUGAGCCACUUAGGUGUCUUUUUGGAAAAUUGGACCAAAAGUGGGACUUAAGUCUGGAGCUUUGAUUUGUACCUUAAUGCAUUACGCUACCUGCAGCCCAGAGCUUCAAUUCCCUUCAACUUUACACAAAUUCACCAGAAAACAUGAGCUACAUUACAUUACUUUAGGCCUACCUGUGUGGAGUCAGUAAGGUUGUCUCUAAAUUGGAAGAAAAGGGGCUUAAACAGCACUAACCCCGCCUGCUGAAGGCCCUGGGCUAAAAACGUGCAGUGAAAGCAGAAGGUACGUCUCAGAAAGCACAAGGUGGUGUCUACUGUAUGUAAGGUCACUGGGAGGCUCCCUAUCAUCGCAUAGCGGACCUCGGUGAAGGAAAUAGAUAUGAGCAGAAGAGGGUUUUGUUCAUAAUGAAAGAUUAUGUAUGUAUGCACUCUUGAAGGUUAAGUCUCUGUGAUGAAUAAAAUGUUCCUACCAACUUUCAGAUUCAAUUGCAUUCAAAAUAAAGCUCCAUUUUCCUCUGAUGUCAGCAAGAAAACAAAAAUGCCUUUGUUUGGGAUUAUGAUGUUAUCAUGUUUAUUAUUAUGUUGGUGGCCUUUCAUCUAGCCUCUGCCUGCCAUGUCUGUCCAUGGGUUUCCUUCCACACAUCAGUUGGUGUAACUCAUCAGGACUACAUGAAAGCCAGGACAUUAUCAUUAGUGUCUAUUGUUUACACAAAUCAGGCUUUUUUCCAGGAUUAGCACUUGGAAUAAUGAGCUAGUUUUCUGAAUAUGGUAUUCAAUUAAUCUAAUGCUGUUUUAGAAGUGGCUCUGAAACACAUCUUAAAUUAUUUUCAUUUCAUAAGUUAAAAACAUAUUAGCGUCAGCUAUCACUGUUUGUUGGUGGUUGACUGAACAGAAGCUGCUGUAAAGAGCCGCUGUCCUGCUGGGAAGUGAAACUAAGUUUUAAUACAAUGCAGAAAGUAAGGGAACACCUGCAUCGGAUUUAAAUCCACUGCUAAAGAGGAGCAAAGACCCAAAUGUUCAAAGUGAGGGCUUCUCUGCCACACAGCCGAAUAAAGCUGCUGCACCCCGUUUGCAGAGAAAAUGUAAUAAAAUCAAGCUUUUAGUUAUGCAGAAACACCAUGUAUCUGAUGUAAAUUUGUUUGUAAAACAGACAUGAAGCAGUAUACGUGUAUGUGUAUAUCAUUUUUGAUUAUUUGUUCAAAGUAAAGCAAAGACAGACCUUGAUUUAUCAAUUGCUCUGGCUGGGGAUUGAAGACAAUACUAUAUUGAUUUAUGAAUAAAACUCAACUGCCUU